CUAUUGCACCAGUUGAUCUUCCUCAGGUAGGCCUUACUGUAGAAUCAAUCAUUACAGCAAUGAAUAAUCCGAAUAUUAAUAAUGAUAAAAUAAGUGUUGAGGUUAAUGCUUAUGAAUAUGUAGAAUCUGAAAGGAAAGUCAAUAAACUUUACAAUAUAUCAAUUUAA
Molecule: messenger RNA, 167 nt
Organism: Entrophospora candida
Lineage: Eukaryota; Fungi; Glomeromycota; Glomeromycetes; Entrophosporales; Entrophosporaceae
Source: the annotation of a GenBank genome assembly